This is a messenger RNA of Seriola aureovittata, 3484 nucleotides long. RefSeq names its product DEAD (Asp-Glu-Ala-Asp) box polypeptide 43 (gene ddx43). The record is from RefSeq and is a predicted model, not a curated record. The transcript is spliced from 16 exons. The coding region runs from base 597 to 2927 and encodes 776 amino acids. Gene Ontology annotation, molecular function: RNA helicase activity; ATP binding; RNA binding. NCBI's taxonomy places the organism in Eukaryota, Metazoa, Chordata, Actinopteri, Carangiformes, Carangidae.
AAAACCCAGCAUCCUGCUUUCAUUCCCUCAGUAUGCAACAUGAAUGUUUACUGUCAACCUGGCAACAGGUGCCGGUUUAGUAGUAGUUAACGUUAGUUUAGUCUAUACAUAUUAACAAUGAACAAUAGAAUUGCAAUAGUUAAUUUCUUAAAACAAAUAUCAACACCAACAGCCAUACUAUUAUAGACCUUAACCAGGUCCUAUCACUUAAUUUCUUACAACCUUGUCGCCGAGUAUUUGGGGAAAUAAAACUGCUCAUAGAGACUGCAUGCUCUUACUUUGAAAAGUGGAAACGGCGUCCUCAGUAGGCGAUCACGUGUUUUCCGAAAGUGGCUGGCCGAGUGAUACAAGUCAAUUUUCGUUCAGUCUGGCAGGAAGUUUGGCUCAAACUCAUUGUGUGUAAAAUGCAAAUCCAUCCACAAAGGCUUUUUCACUUUAAAAAUUAAAAAUUGGUUCUUAAAUUUAGCUUUUCACUCCCCGUAUCAUCUCUUCACCUAUCCCUGCUUCCUCUCGUGGUCCUAUGGUAAUUGUGUAUGAUAUAUUUUGAUUUUUGGCUAUACUCUCCGCCUUUUUUUUGUGCUAAACUUAGAAUUUGAAUGAAUACGAUAUUCAGCAAAUUCCGGUCAAAAUGUAAAUCCAAAAGUUACAAUUUCGGAAGUAGGAGCUUACGGAGAGGAAGUGAAGGCGGAGUCGUGAUUGACAAUUUGACGGUUAAUUGUAGUUCGGGAAGAAGCAGCCAGGUGGGUGACAAUUUAAAAAUGUCUGACUGGGAAGAGGAGUACAACGAGGACGGCACCGCUAUCCAGAACCCUGCCACUAAAUAUGUUCCGGUUGAAUGGAAAUCACCGUGUGAUGACCGUCAACAGGGGAAUAUAUCUUUUGGUGUAAGAAGUGGAACCAGAUUUGGGGCUUCAGGAGAGGGGAGAGCCGAUCGUAACGGCCAGUACAAAAGUCGGAGAGGUGGAGGCCAAGGCCGUGCGUUAUCCCCGGGCUCAGAUCGCGGAGGCCCGGGACGACGGCCCUUUCGUGAUGAAAUGUCAGACUCUUCCCCGCCUGUAAUUAUCACCGUGGAAAAUGCUUCAGUUGGGAGGGUAAUAGGUCGUGGAGGAGCCAAAAUUCGUGAACUUGAAGAGAGCACAGGUGCGAGAAUCAAGAUAAACAAAGGAGACUAUGAAGGCGAGGUGGUCAUCUUUGGGUCCUCUGCUGCCCAGCAGAAGGCCAAGGAGAUGAUCAAAGACUUGGUGGCAGAUGGCAGCUCUCGAUUUCACAAUGGUCCUGGAAGGGCGAGAGAGUAUGGAGGAGUCGGUGAUGGAGGAAGCAAUGGCUCUGUCUGGUCUGCUUCAGCAAUACAGGCUGCCAAUGCCGCCCCAGCCCGCAUAUCCAUAGACUGGAACAGCAUCCGGGAGAACAAGGACAAGUAUGAAGAGCUCAAGUGGAAGGACCUCCCACCCUUGAAGAAGAAGUUUUACAUUGAGGCAGAGUGUGUAUCCAUGCUCACAGCAGAGGAAGUCAGUGAAUGGAGGAAGGAGAAUAACAAUAUCUUUGUGGACGACCUGAAGGAGGAAGGGGAGAAGCGGCCCAUCCCCAAUCCCUGUCGCACUUUCCUGGAGGCCUUUGAGCUUUAUCCAGAGAUCAUGGAAAAUAUUGAACGUGUUGGCUUUGUCAAACCAACCCCCAUCCAGUCUCAGGCAUGGCCAGUGUUGCUGAGCGGGGAGGACCUGAUAGCCAUCGCUCAGACGGGAACAGGGAAAACCCUGGCCUACCUGCUGCCAGGGUUCAUCCACAUGGACGGACAGCCUGUACCCAGGGCUAAGCGCAGUGGUCCGGGCAUGUUGGUGCUGACUCCCACCAGAGAGCUGGCCCUGCAGAUUGAAACUGAGUGCAACAAGUACCGUUAUAAGGGCUACAAAAGUGUCUGCAUCUAUGGCGGAGGGGAUAGGAGAGGCCAGAUCAACCUGGUGAAGGGCGGGGUGGACAUAGUGAUCGCCACACCAGGCCGACUCAAUGAUCUACAGAUGAACGAGCUCAUCAGUCUUCGCUCCAUCACCUACUUGGUGCUGGACGAGGCUGAUCGUAUGCUAGAUAUGGGCUUUGAACCUCAGAUUAUGAAGAUUCUUUUGGACAUCCGCCCAGACCGACAGACUGUCAUGACUAGUGCCACCUGGCCCACUGGGGUGAGACGAUUGGCCAAAUCCUACCUAAAGAAUCCCAUGAUGGUUUAUGUGGGCACCCUGGAUUUGGCAGCAGUUAACACAGUGCAGCAAACAGUGCUGAUCGUCCAUGAAGAUGAGAAAAAGUCCUACGUGUUUGACUUCAUCAGAAACAUGCUGCCCCAGGAUAAAGUCCUCAUCUUUGUUGGCAAGAAGCUUGUGGCUGAUGACCUGUCCAGUGACAUGUGUCUGCAGGGUCUGUCUGUGCAAAGUCUCCAUGGUGACCGCGAGCAGUGUGACCGUGAGGAAGCCCUCAAGGACUUUAAAGAGAGUCGAGUUCGCAUCCUGGUCGCCACAGACCUAGCAUCUCGAGGGUUGGAUGUCCAUGACAUAACACAUGUCUUUAACUAUGACUUCCCCCGUAACAUAGAGGAGUACGUUCAUCGUGUGGGCCGCACUGGCCGAGCUGGACGUUCAGGUGCAGCUGUUACCCUGGUAACAAGAGAGAACUGGAGGAUGGCCCCUGAACUGAUUCCCAUCUUGGAGCGAGCAGGACAGGACGUUCCUGAGGAGCUGGUGCUCAUGGCAGAGAGAUAUGAGAAACACAAGAGGGAGAAGGAUAUGUACAACCCACGGGGAGGACCAGGACAAGGAGGGGGGGCUGGAGGGGGAGGGGGGUGGGGAAAAAGAGAGGGGGGAGGGGGGUGGGGAAAGAGAGAGGGUGGAGGUAGAGGAGGUAGAGGAGGCAGGGAUCGAAACCAGGACUGGGGAUUCUGAUGCAUGACUGUUCAUGUAAGUCCACACAUUCCACUGUGUUUCCGACACAGGUCCACAAACAGAUUUAUUUUAUCUGUAUAAAUCUACAGAUAUAAACUUAAAUGUCCCCACUUUUUGACAUAAGUUUGUUUAACAUAGAAAGUAUUGAAAUAGGUUUGUCUCUGGUAUUCUAACUGAACUAAUGUUAAAUUUCUUGCACUUUGUUUUUUUUUUUUUUUUUUAUUCUCAACAUGAUGGAGCAGGAUCUGAAACUGCCUGUGUUGUAUUUUGUCUUGAUUGUAUGUUUCAUUUUCUUGUUUUAUUUGACUUUCUUUAAUUUGAAAAUAUGUUUGUUUGUUUGUCUUUUGCUGGAUUAGUAUCCAUUAUCAUUUAGAGCCAGUUACACCUCAUUAUGUUCUCCUCCUGUUUGAAAAAUGUUUAAAAUGCACAUUUUUUUUACAUUUUUUUUCUGUUUGUAAUUCACCAACCACAGGAGUGUUUCAUAUCACUCUGAAUAUGUUGUUACAUCAUUUUUUCGAUUUGAGCAGAAAGAAAUCUGUUUAAUAAAUUCUCCUUUG